AUGGAGGUGAUUAUCAUUAAUUUGCCGCCCAAACUUUGGUUUGGUGAAGAGGUUUAUAGGAUAGGUGGUAAGAUUGAGGCACGGUGUAACUAUAAGGAAACUGUAGAUACACUGAACGGGAUUUUGUCAGAUAGAGAACUCAAUUGGUUCAUCGAGCAUCCCCAAUUUUCGCACAUUUUCCAUAUGAAACAAGAGGAGUAUCGUAAGCACAUGGGUGUUUGGUUGUUACUUCACCGAACAGCCAAAACAAUGAUGCUAGACGAGUGCUGGUUCAUUGUGAACGGUAUUCCGAUAAGAUACUCGGUUAGAGAGCAUGCUCUAAUCACCGGGUUGUCGUGUGGUCCGCUUCCAGAUAAUUACGAUAGAAAGUCGAGUCGUUGUGACUUUAUCAAAAAACAUUUUGGAGGGACCUCCAAAAUAGAUUUCUUAACUGUGAAGAAGAAGUUAGAGGCUAUGACAGAAGAAGGUGAAGGUGAUGAUCGCUUAAAAAUUGCUGUCUUGUACUUCUUGACAUCUGUUAUCGCCGGAAAGAGGAAACAGACUACAAAAAUAGAUGACUUUUUGGUAAACAUAGUUGAUGAUCUGCCUCUUUGUAGACGCUUUCCUUGGGGAAGCUAUACGUUUAAGAACUGUGUUGCAAAAAUCCGAAACUACGUAGAAAACCAGAAAGGCAUUCCGAAUCCUUCAUUUUGUUUUGAGGGAUUCUACCUUGGUUUGGAGCGCUUGGCGUUUGAGAGCAUUCCAAGCCUGAAGAAUUCACAUCUAAAAGAUGUAGCGGAAGCAAAUAAUGCAUGUCCUCGAAUGUGCAAAAGUCAUUUCGUUGACUACGAUCUCAGAGGUUUUCCUCUAGAGCGCAUAUAUAACCAUCUUGGCGAAACCAAGGAAAUUCAGAGUAUCUUGGAACCUGAAGCAGAUGAACAACAUCUUGUGGCCAACAUAGUUGAAACGCUGAUUAUGUUGACAGAAGAGUUACCUGGAAUGCUGCUCUAA
Messenger RNA from Brassica oleracea var. oleracea, 990 nucleotides. RefSeq lists its product as uncharacterized. NCBI's taxonomy places the organism in Eukaryota, Viridiplantae, Streptophyta, Magnoliopsida, Brassicales, Brassicaceae. The coding region runs from base 1 to 990 and encodes 329 amino acids. The record is from RefSeq and is a predicted model, not a curated record. The transcript is spliced from 3 exons.